Messenger RNA from Chaetomium fimeti, 1452 nucleotides. RefSeq names its product glycosyl transferases group 1-domain-containing protein. NCBI's taxonomy places the organism in Eukaryota, Fungi, Ascomycota, Sordariomycetes, Sordariales, Chaetomiaceae. The coding region runs from base 1 to 1452 and encodes 483 amino acids. The transcript has 2 exons. Gene Ontology annotation, molecular function: mannosyltransferase activity. Gene Ontology annotation, cellular component: endoplasmic reticulum. The record is from RefSeq and is a predicted model, not a curated record.
AUGAUUGCUUUACUAAUUUACUCCCUUCUUUUUUGCGCCUUUGGUUCAGCCGUGUUUGUUGCGUACCUCUUACUCAGUUUCACAAAGUAUGCGGGGCCUGAGCCUGGCUCGCCAAAGGAACCCGUCUCUGUCCAUGUUCUUGUUCUCGGCGACAUCGGCCGUAGUCCGCGCAUGACAUACCAUGCCCUGAGCAUAGCCAAACAUGGAGGGAAAGUGAACUUGAUUGGGUAUCUCGAAACCUCCCCUCACCCUGAUGUUGUCAACAACUCCAACAUCACCCUCACCCCACUCCCCACUCCUCCACGCAGGCCGCCGUCUGUCCCCUUCAUUCUAUUCGCACCCUGGAAGGUCCUGUAUCAGGUCUACCACCUCAUCUACCUCCUCGGCCGCACCCUCCCGCCAACCCAAUGGAUCCUUGUACAGAACCCGCCAACCAUCCCCACCCUCGCCAUCGCCAGCUUGAUCUGCCGCCUCCGAAACAGUAAGCUAAUCAUCGACUGGCACAACUAUGGCUGGACCAUCCUCGCGGGCACCCGAGGUGCAAACCACCCCCUCGUCGCCCUCUCUAAGCUCUACGAAUGUUACUUCGGCCGCCUGGGUCACCUUCACCUGACCGUAACCCACGCCAUGGCGCGCCAGCUCCGCGAGCCGCCCUACUCCAUCACCGAGCCCAUGCUACCGGUGCACGACCGGCCGGCAGCCAUCUUCCAACCCAUCACCUCCCCCUCCACCAGGGAAGAAACCCUCACCCGGAUCCUCUCACCCCCAGAACGGGACCUCAUCCCCGCCAUCCUCUCCGGCGCGACCCGGCUCAUCGUAAGCAGCACAAGCUGGACGCCCGACGAAGAUUUCUCGCUCCUCCUCGACGCCCUCGUCGAAUACGCCACCACCACCACCACCACCACCACCACCACAUCCCCCACAGCAGCAGCACCACCCCCCCUCCUCGCAAUAAUAACCGGCAAAGGCCCCCAAAAGUCCCACUACCUCUCCCGAAUCGCCGCCCUCACCCACGCCGGACGCUUACCCAACGUACGCAUCACCACGGCCUUCCUGCCCUUCACCGACUACGCGGCGCUGCUGGCGUGCGCCGACCUCGGCGUAUGCCUGCACCGCAGCAGCUCGGGCGUCGACCUGCCCAUGAAGGUGGUUGAUAUGUUUGGUGCGGGUUUGCCCGUCGCGGCGUAUGCCGGGUAUGAGAGCUUUGGGGAGCUGGUGCGGGAGGGGGAGAAUGGGGUGGGGUUUGGCGCGGCGGGGGAGUUGGCGGGGGUUUUGGUGAGGUUGUUCGCGGGGGUUGGUGGUGGUGGUGAUGGUGGGAAGGGUGGGAGGGGGGAAGGGAGUGGGAAAACGGAGUUGGAGUGGUUGAGGGAGGGGGCUGUGAGGGAGGGGAGGAGGAGGUGGGAUGAGGAGUGGGAUUCGAAGGUGGGGAUGGUUUUGGGGUUGGUGUCGUGA